Molecule: messenger RNA, 2088 nt
Organism: Neltuma alba
Lineage: Eukaryota; Viridiplantae; Streptophyta; Magnoliopsida; Fabales; Fabaceae
Exons: 7
Coding region: 1-2088 (695 amino acids)
Source: RefSeq, a predicted model, not a curated record
AUGGCAUCGUCUCAAGUCGAAUUUGCCUCGUCAACCCCACCAUUUAGUUGCAUCGUCAAUACGAGGAAUCAUCAUCAUCGAGUCACACAAGCCAAAAAUUUAUUCGACCAUUUCGUCCGAGACCACCUUAACAGCAACGAUAACGGUAAUUUUCGUUCAUGGGACACAAACAAUAAGGCAAAGAACCACCUCGGAACCCUACGUUUUGCGUCCAACAAAAAAAGAGACCAAGAUGAGUCGUCCACGUUGGUGAGCCCUAACCACGAAGAACCAUCACCAUCUUCGUCGUCCUCGCCGCCGUCGCCGCCUUUAAGGAAACAAAAACCACCUCCGAUUUCUGUUCCCUCAGAUUUCUCAUCACCCUGUGAUAUCUCAAAUCUUAAAGGGGCUUCAUCACUGGUUCAAAUAUGGGAACAGAGACUAAACCAAUCAUCAAAUAACACGACCAAGUCGUCGUCAACUCCGAAAUCUAGCCCUAGCGCAACAUCAUCUUCAUCAUCACCGCAAAGUUCUUCAUCAUCAUCAGAAGAAGCAGAUUCACCACAAGGCCUGAUUCACAAUGAGGGAGAUCAUCAUCAUCAGGGGGAGAGAUCAGUUGUGAGGGUGGCUGAUAUUAUCAAAAGACUAACAGCGACGAGUGAAGUAGAGAUUGUGGAUAUUAAUGAUAAUCAAAUUCAUCAUCAUCUAAGUUAUUGUGUGGGAUCUCCAGAACAAUCAUCGGAGAAUAGAAGCUUUGUGAUAAAAUCACCAAGAAUUAGAGGACGGCAAGCCUUUAAUGAUUUGCUUAUGCAAAUGGAGCGUGAUCGUCAUGGCGAGCUCAAUAAUCUUGCAGAUCGUGCGGCUGUUUCAAAGUUCUCACAUAAGGGUCGGAUUCAGGCAUUGCUUCGAUUAAGACUAAUGCAACGUGGUAUAAUGGCUAAGGAUCAACGUGGUUUGCAAUCAACAACAGCACAAGGGAUCAAAAAACUUCAAGGAUCUGUAAUUAUGCGCUUAAGGGAAAGAUUUAGCAGAGGAAUGAAAAAUGGAAGUAGUUUAUCAUCAAUUGAAGCAGAAGUAGUUGAAGAACCAAGAACUCCUUUUAGAGAAGAAGAAGGCAAAUUCUCAUCACCAAUAAAUAAUACUCCAAACCCUACCCAAAACCCUGUGUCCCAUAUAGAUCAAACCAAAGAAGAAGAGGAAGAGGAUGAAGCACCACCUCCUUGCUCAAAUGUCUCAGUAUGCUCCGAGGCUCAAAAUGCGGAAACGAGUUCUUCUUCCAUGGCUGAUCUAAAUGCAGAAUCAGAGGUAUCAGAGAAUGUUAAAGGAAGAGAAGAGAAGCAUAAUAAUAAUGUUUCUGAUCAAACUAGUGAUGAUGAGAUGGAGGAGGAGGAAGAAGAAGAAGGAGAAGGAAGUGAGGAAGAGUAUGAUGAGAGAAUGUAUGAUGAGAUUGAAGAGGUAGAGAACAGUAGUGAGCAGAGUUAUGGUGAUGCUGCCAAUUUUGAUUGGACUAGUCAGAUUUCUAAACCUAAGAGCUAUUGGGAAGAUCGCAGGCAGGCGUGGUAUAAAGAGAUGCUUAAUAAUGAAUCACAAAAUAAUGACAUCUGCCAACUCCUUCAAAGAAGAACGGUGUCAAAUUUUCUAUGUAGUGACUUCAGAGAAAAAAUGGACAGGUUAAUGGAGUCUCACAAGGGAACACAAACAAACCUAUUGGCUAGUCGAGAUGGCGAUGAAGCCAACCACCAUGGGAAAAUAGGGCAAUUGGAAAUGGAACUCAUAUAUGAUUUGAGAGGGCAUAUGAAGCAGCUUUAUCAUGAGAUGUCUGAGUUAAGGAAAUCAAUAAGGAGCUGCAUGGAUAUGCAGAUGAUCUUACAAAAAUCACUCAGUCGAGAGAAUAAUCAUCCAGGUAAGGGAAAGAAGUCCCAUGUUAGAGUAUUAAAGAAAGGAAACUGUUGUAUUUGCUUAAAGAUGAAGGCUGAUUCACUUUUAUACAGAUGUGGCCAUAUGUGCACGUGCCUAAAAUGUUCCCAUGAGUUACAAUGGAAGAAUGGGAUGCGCCCAAUCUGUGAGGCUCCAAUAGUUGAUGUUGUCCGAGUUUAUGUUGAUGCUUAG